Messenger RNA from Otolemur garnettii (small-eared galago), 942 nucleotides. RefSeq names its product methyltransferase like 21A (gene METTL21A). The transcript has 4 exons. Gene Ontology annotation, cellular component: cytosol; cytoplasm. Lineage: Eukaryota; Metazoa; Chordata; Mammalia; Primates; Galagidae. Gene Ontology annotation, molecular function: protein-lysine N-methyltransferase activity. Bases 112 to 768 code for a protein of 218 amino acids. The record is from RefSeq and is a predicted model, not a curated record. Gene Ontology annotation, biological process: peptidyl-lysine methylation.
CCCCAGAAUCUCCCGGCCCAGCCACGGAGGCGAUCGCGGCGCGCCUUUGGCCUUCCGCAGGGAGACUGCCGGCACUCUCGGGGUCUGAGCAGAGGGCUGGAUGCAGGUGCCAUGGCUCUGGUGCCCUAUGAGGAGACCGCGGGAGUGGGGUUGCAGAAAUUCCACAAGCCUUUUGCCACCUUCUCCUUUGCAAACCACACGAUCCAGAUCCGGCAGGACUGGAGGCAACUGGGAGUCGCAGCAGUGGUUUGGGAUGCGGCCAUCGUUCUUUCCACGUAUCUGGAGAUGGGAGGUGUGGAGCUCAGGGGCUGCUCUGCCGUGGAGUUGGGUGCUGGCACGGGGCUGGUGGGCAUAGUGGCUGCCCUCCUGGGUGCUCAUGUGACUAUCACGGAUCGAAAAGUAGCAUUAGAAUUUCUUAAAUCAAAUGUUCAAGCCAACUUACCUCCUCACAUCCAAACCAAAGCUGUUGUUAAGGAGCUGACUUGGGGACAAAAUUUGGGGAGUUUUUCACCUGGAGAAUUUGACCUGAUACUUGGAGCUGAUAUCAUAUAUUUAGAAGAAACAUUCACAGAUCUUCUUCAAACACUGGAACAUCUCUGUAGUGAUCACUCUGUGAUCCUUUUAGCUUGCCGAAUUCGCUAUGAACGGGAUAACAACUUCUUAGUGAUGUUGGCGAGGCACUUUACUGUGAAUAAGGUUCAUUAUGAUCCCGAAAAAGAUGUACAUAUCUACAAAGCACAGAAGAGAAACCAGAGGGAGGACUUAUAAUUGGCUGUAACUUGUACAAAUGCUGUUUUGGGGUGUGUCCAAUUAAGGUCUUAAAUUGGGACUGUAACCAUAUUUAAUGAAAUGGCUUAUUGUAUAAAAAGUCUAACCAGAGGUUCUCAGGGGACAAAGUACAUGUACAGUUUAAAAACAAAGCAGUGCUCUAUCCUACUGUUG